AUGCUCUGCUUGAAAUGGUUCAACACUCUCUUGAUCGGCAAAACUGAGAAAUUGUCAUUUGGCGAACAGCCAGAAGGACCAAUAAUGAAUAUGCCGGAUCUGGUAAUGAGAAAGAUUAUGGAAAAUGUGGAUUUUAUCACGAUGCUGAAACUUCGAAAAGUGUGUCACGCGUUCCGAGCCUUUAUUGAUGAUACAAAACUGGAUAACGAGUUGACAAAAGUCAAAAUCGAUGUGACACCGUCAACGAUAUAUGCGUUUCUCGAUUUCGCUUCAGCACCUUGGAAAUCUAUAAACUCGAAUUAUGUUGCAUAUGGGAACAAUUGUUUGUUAAAAGUCAAGGAAGGAAGAAAUGAAAAAGCUAAACUCAUAAAAAACCAAGAUUUUGUUGAUACAUUUUUCAACGAUUUUGGUUUUAUUUUAAGAAACCAAUCAACACUGUUGAAAACCAUGAAUAUCGAGGAAUCGUCAUAUAAUUGGUAUUUCCUAGAUUCCUACGACAGAGAUCUUCUGAACAGAGUUAAAACUAUAUAUUCGAUUUACGGAUGCUGCACUUGUACACGUCCGUUGAGAAAUUUCAUCGAAGCUCAAGAACAUCUAGAAAAAAUAAACAACAAGUAUACGUUGCAACAAACUACCGAUAAGUUUUAUGGCCGUUUUGCUGAAAUUUUGAAAUCAAGAGAAUCUCCCAUUCUUAUACAAAAUCUGGAAAUGAGAAUUUUGCGACCAAGUCAUUUUUUGAAUAUGGCUCGGCUCGUUGAUAUGAAACAGUUGAAAGGGAUCGUGAUAAGGAAGACAUCUGAGUAUAAUGAUAAUAAAGAUGGAACACACCUGAUUUUGGAUGAAAUCGUGGAGUUGGAUGUGUUCGAUUGUAUCCAAGUAUUGAGUAUUAGGAAUUUCAAAGUAACAUUGCCUCUGGAAACGUUUCUACAUAUACCAGAUCUGACAGUUACCAUUUCAACACUAACUAUUGAAGAUGUUUUGUUGAUAAAGAAAAACAUGCUCACUUCUCCAAUUGCCAAAUCUCGUUGCGUUUUUUAUAAUCAUAUAAAAGACUCGGAUACAUUAUACAACACCCUUGGAUAUGUGAAUUCUAGCUAUACUAUACAAUACUGGUACUACAAAAUUCCGGAAUCAGAUCAAACGCUUCAAAUCAGCAGGGAAAAUUUUGAAACUUGUAUGCGACCAAGAUGCUUUACAUGGAUCAAAACUUCAUGGAUUUCUAAAAAUGCGGUGGUUUAUUAA
Caenorhabditis remanei is the source of this 1242-nucleotide messenger RNA. RefSeq lists its product as uncharacterized. Gene Ontology annotation, molecular function: protein binding. The record is from RefSeq and is a predicted model, not a curated record. Bases 1 to 1242 code for a protein of 413 amino acids. The transcript has 3 exons. NCBI's taxonomy places the organism in Eukaryota, Metazoa, Nematoda, Chromadorea, Rhabditida, Rhabditidae. Gene Ontology annotation, biological process: innate immune response.